Entrophospora candida is the source of this 462-nucleotide messenger RNA. NCBI's taxonomy places the organism in Eukaryota, Fungi, Glomeromycota, Glomeromycetes, Entrophosporales, Entrophosporaceae. The record is from the annotation of a GenBank genome assembly.
AUGAAUUCAAAAUCGUUAAAAUCCACACCAAUUAUUUUAUUUUAUAUCGUUUCAACAACUAUACUUCUUUUUACUUCGUCAAACGAAGCUGUAUGUAGUAAUAAAGCAGUUUAUGAUAAUUGUAGAAAUACAGGAGACUUUAAAUUAGCUUCUUGUCCACCAUCAGAUUAUACCUGUCUAUGUGAUGCGCUCCAACAAAUUCAACUUUGUUUUCAACAAUGUCGAGAUGAUCUUGAUAUUCAAAACGAAGGAAAAACCUACGAGCCUGUAGUCCGACAGUUUUGUGAGCUAAUAGCAUCAGCUAGUUCAACAACAGCAUCAUCACCACAACCACCACCUGUAACACCUACUGUUAACCAAUCAUUAGCAACAACUUCUUUUGCACCAUCAUCGUCUGGCAGCAGCGUUCCAACAACCACAACCACCACAAAAACUACUAAUAAUAAGGAUAAUAUGAUAUGA